Priceomyces carsonii is the source of this 2784-nucleotide messenger RNA. It is a transcript of the gene VPS41, whose product is annotated as Vps41p. Gene Ontology annotation, molecular function: protein binding. The record is from RefSeq and is a predicted model, not a curated record. Gene Ontology annotation, cellular component: late endosome; HOPS complex. The transcript has a single exon. Bases 1 to 2784 code for a protein of 927 amino acids. Gene Ontology annotation, biological process: macroautophagy; cellular response to starvation; protein targeting to vacuole. Lineage: Eukaryota; Fungi; Ascomycota; Pichiomycetes; Serinales; Debaryomycetaceae.
AUGGUGAAAAUACCACAUAAGGAACUCGAGGAUCAACAACAUCAGGAAGAUGUUGAGAGUGAUACAGACAGACGCACCAUUGAUACAGAGCAUUCGAUAGAUGGUACUGAAGAAGACGACGAAGAAACCUCACCGCCAAUAUUCAAGUAUACAAGGUUGACUCAGAUUCCUGCCACUUUCUUUCAAAAGGACCAUAUAUCAAUGUGUAACUUUCAUGAGUCAGUGUUUCUUUUUGCGACCCACUCAGGUGUAAUUCAUAUUACUGAUAUAUAUUUCGCUCCGAUAAGAACAUUUAAGGCCCAUAGAGCUUCAGUGCUAUCGCUUUAUACCGAUGGGAAAUUUUUUGCCAGCGGUUCAAUGGAUGGCACAGUAGUAAUUGGCUCAAUUUAUGAUGAGAAGGAUAUAAUAGCUUAUGACUUUAAGAGACCCGUACAUUCUGUGGUUCUUGACCCAAACUACCCAAAAAGCAGGUCUUUUUUCAGUGGAGGGAUGAAUGGUAAAGUAAUAUAUUCGAGUAAAAAUUGGUUGGGACAAAAGACAGAUGUUGUGAUUGAUGAAGGAGAGGGCCCCGUUGUCUCAAUUCAUUUCAUAGAUGAUUUAUUAAUCUGGAUGAAUGAUAGAGGGAUAACUAUUUAUCAUUUUUCAUCAAGAAAGACCAUGGCAGUAAUUGAUAAACCUCAAGAUUCACCCAGAGGUGACUUAUAUUGGCCAAAAGUGAGUUUUCCCGAAACAGACAGGAUACUAGUUGGUUGGGGCAACUAUGUUUGGUCUCUAAGGAUAUCUAUUAAAACAGAUGAUCACUCUAGUAGGAUUAUUCCGUCAACGGCCACAAUUUCAUUUAGAUCAGUCCAAGAAAAGGAAAUUCAAGUAGAGCAUGUAUUUAAACUAGACUUCUUAGUAUCUGGCAUUUUGAGCUUCAGAGAUGAUUUGUGGAUGCUCCUUUCGUAUGAACCACCAUCGAAAAAUGUCGAAGGAAAAUUAGCUUUCCACUGUCCUGAUCUCAAGUUGAUAAAUUCUUCAACGGGUGAAGUUGUCUUCGAAGAAGAAAUAGGGUUGAGAAAUAUUGAUAAUUUAGGACUUAAUGACUACAUGUUGGGUUGCCAUUUAGAUAGUACGUCAAGGCACUUUAUUUUAAGUGCUACAGAUGGUGUGGUGGUUGAGGAGCUCCAAUUAAUCGAUAGAGUGAAUUGGUACAUCGAGAGAGAAAGGUAUCUUGAUGCUUGGGAGAUUAGUGAGCACUUACUUUCACCAAUCAAACGAUUAAACAUUGGUAUUCAGUAUGUUGAUUCGUUAUUAAAAGACGAUAAAUGGGAUGAGGCUAAGCAAUUUCUUGAAAGUCUUCUUUAUGUCAAUCCUGACGAAAUUAGUGAUUUUGAGACAAAAAGUAGAUACUCGAUGGAUUCGACUGUUAAUGAUGAAAAAGAGACAUACAUUAAGGAAAAAAUUUCGCAAUGGGAUACCUGGGCCAACAUAUUUAUCGAUACAAGGCAUUUCAAAGAGAUUACAGAAAUUCUACCUUCAUCUCCUAGAUUAAAUGUGCCGAAAAAGAUUUACAAUAGUAUAUUGGUAUACUGGUUACAUGAGGACCAAGAUUUAUUUUGUCAAUUGAUUGAUACUUGGAACACCUCACUCUACGAUUUGCAAGCAAUGCAAACAAAAUUGGAGGAGCAAAUAGAAACUGCUCCGGAUAACGUUAAGAUCGAAAGAUGUCUUUCCGAUUUAUAUGUCAAGUCAUUUAGGCCAGAGAAAGCUGUACCUCACCUUAUACACUUAAAAGAUCCAAACAUAACUCAAUUCUUAGCCAGACACCAUUUGCUAAUUAAUUUUCUCGAUGAUUUACCUAAUAUUGUUACUUUCAGGUUUUCUGACUCAGAAAUGUCCACUUUGCCGAUACAAGAUAUUGGUAGUAAGCUCGGCGAUAUCAUCGAUGUGUUAGUUGAUCAUCGGCAUGAAAUUCUUCCAAAGGAUAUAUUAUCUUUAUUCUUUCGAAAUCAUCAAGAUUUUAUCUGCUAUUUUUACUUAGAAAAGUUGGCGCUGGUUGAUGAAUAUCUCACGCAGCCACUUGGUAAUGAAAGAAUCGAGCUUUAUGCUUUGUUCAAUAGAAAGUCUCUACUGCCGUUCCUUGCUAAAAACAGUAAUUAUAAUAUUGAUGAGGCGAUAUCGCUUUGCGAGAGAAACGAUUUUACCGAAGAAUUAGUAUACUUAUUAGGAAAAAUUGGAGAAAAUCGAAGGGCCCUUACAUUAAUUAUAAAUAAGCUAGAUGAUCCAGAUAUGGCAAUCGAAUUCGCUAAACGGCAAAAUGACAAGGAAGCGUGGAAUAGUCUCCUUGAUUUCUCUAUGACAAAACCUGCGUUUAUUAAAGCUUUAUUGGAAUGUGCCGAUGAACAAUCUAACUCAUUUUAUGAUCCUAUAUCGAUCUUGGAGAGAAUGCCAGAAAAUAUAGAUAUAGAGGGAUUCAAAAACACGGUCAUAAAGUUCUCAAAUAAAAACGAAUUGACUCUUCUACUCAACCAACUAAUAUUAAGGAUUAUACUUGAACAAUCAAGUGUACUAUCGAAGUCAUACAAAUUUGAAAAGUUGAGAGGAUUUGAAGUCUCUAUAGACUCAUUACGUCAAAAUGAUCUUGUCGAAAAAUAUCAAUCAAUACUAAUCAUCGAAGAUAAACAAGAGAAAAUAAAUUAUGAACUAGAAUCUCUUCUCAAUAAGAAUUAUAGCCCGAAAUCUUAUUCAAGAAUGAAGUACAAGAUUCGACAUUUUGAGUUUAUAAAAAAAUUAUUCAAAUAG